AAUUCGGGUCAGUUGCGCGUCCAGCUCCCAGCAGUCCACGUAUCGUAGUUCUUGCUUUCUACCACCAUAAACCUUUGCGGCCACGCGAAACGAAAACUCCAUGUUUUGGAGAUUCGGGCUGUACCACUCGCUCGACAGCCUCCUGGACAAGGAAGAUGUCUCGCUCGAAGAAAUACUAGACGAAGAUGAACUGCUUCAGGAGUGCAAGGAACAGAACUCAAGGCUUAUAGAUUAUUUCCAGCGGGUGGACGUCUUGCAGAGAUUGCUCGGGUACGUGACGGGGCAGAUAGAGUGCGAGGAGAAGGGCCGAUUCAAGUAUCCGUAUGUUGCAACGGAAGUAUUGUGCAGCGAGAUAUGGUCCAUCGUAGAGACCUGUCUUAAUAAUUCUGACCAACUGCUCGUGCCCUUCUGGGAGACCGUCCUCGACCGGCCCCCGGAAGAGAUGAAGACGCAAAUGGUCAUGGCCUCGCACUUUGCCAAAAUCAACGCAGUCUUCCUGAACAAAAAGCCCGUCGAGAUGCUCGCGUUCAUCCAAUCGCAACCGCACAUCGUCGCGCGCCUCCUGCGGCACAUUGAGGCGCCGUCCUUCGUCGACUUGCUCGUCCGAAUCAUCCAGCUGGACGAGCACCCCGCGUGCGGCGGCGUUCUAGAAUGGCUUUCGGAAGAGAACCUGAUGGGUCGGUUGGUGGACCUCAUGUCGCCAUUGCAUACUCCCGAUAUCCAUACCGUGGUCUCGGAACUUAUCAAGGGCAUCAUAUCAAUGGCUGCACCGUCCCCAGGCGCAGGCCUCACGGAAGGUCUACAGAACGGGCCCGCGUCGAACCUUUUCGCUCGCCAGCUCGCUCACGCGAGCAGCAUCUCAAAACUCACUGACUACAUCUUAAGUGACUUCGGGUCGAAGGGUGGGGAGGACAGCAAGUUAGCAAACGCCCUGCAAUCAACGAGUAGUUCCAGUUUGAGCAAAUCCGAGGACAGCGAAGUACCAUCUAUAGACGACGAUGAAGUCCUACCGAACAAGGAAUCCCACACCUCCUCCGUCGUCCAGUCAAUUUCCAUCAUCAUCGAGCUGAUCCGCAAGAAUAACUCGGACUACUUUGAGCCAUACCUCUUCCACACGCUACGCAACCGCCUCAUCACCUUGCAGCAGCAGCUCCCCGCGAACCCGGACGAAUCGCGCGAAAUGCUCGAGCGCGCGAUGCGUGAGAUGGUCGACCGCAUGGGCGUCGUGCACCUCGGCUCCGUCCUCGAGAUUACUUGCAACCGCCUCGAUGAGUACCAGAUGUAUCUGGACAGUCCGCGAUCCCUGGAAGGCCCGAUGCUGCUGACGGUCGGGACGAUCGCGCCGCUCACGUUCGAGCGGUACCGUAUCUGCGAGCUCUAUGCGGAGCUCCUGCACUGCUCUAACAUGUCCCUAUUGAACCGGCCGCCGGAGUACAACCACAUCUACGACGCGGAGGGCCGCUUGCAGGGCGGGCUCCCGGCACUCGAAGAGCUCGCACGCGUGAUAGCGAUGAGCAACGGUGACGACGGCGACGGCGAUGCGAUGGACGAGGAGAAGGAGGAGCUGGAGCCCGCGCAGGAGCUGCCCAUCUCGAACGCGUCCCACGAGUCAUCGUCGGUGCUGGAUUCGGACGAGGAGAUGGAUGAUGAUUCGGAUAAUGAUGCUAUGGAGGAAAUUGCUAUGUCGGACGAGCCGCCGUUUGCGGUGUCGCCACCGCCGACCGCGCCUCUCAGUGCUUCUCCGUCUACCACAGCACCGGCCUCGACUGAGCCACAGCUGGUGUCUGCGCCGCCCAGGAAGAAUUCGCUGACGCUCACAGCUGAUUCGGACAGCACGAGUAGACCUCGGUCGAGUAGCUCGCGCAGGAGUCUAAAACGGUCGGCUACCCUUGACAGUCAACCGGCUCCCCCGCAGCCAUUGCCCAUUGGGGAGAGACUGAAGCAACAGUUCUUGGAGAAGAAUGUACUGUCAAAGAUGCUGGACUUGUUCUUUGGAUUCCCGCUGAAUAAUUUCCUCCACAGUGUGGUGUAUGAUUUCUUGCACCAGAUCCUGACAGGGCGGGUAGAUGAAGGUAUGAACCGGGAGUUGACCAUCUCGCUCUUCCGGGACGUGAGGAUCAUGGACCGUAUCCUCGAGGGCCAGCGGAGAAAUGAUGUUGAAGUCGCGAAGCCGAAAGGCGUUCGGCUUGGGUAUAUGGGCCACCUUACCCUCAUCUCGGAAGACGUGAUAGGUGCACUGGAACAUUAUCCACCAGACUUGCGCGCCGUCAUCCGUAGCUUCGCGCCGCAGCCUGCAUGGGACGAGUAUGUAUCGGGCCGCUACAUCGAGACAAAGAAGAAUGAUACGUCCCUCUUGGGUGGCGGUAAGCCGGUCGUCGGUCCCGGAGCGCCAAGGGCUGGCCCUGGAGCUCGCUGGAAGGUGGAUGAGGCGGAGGGUGCAACCACCCAGGUCGAAGCCACAGAGACGGCUGACGCUGGCGUUGGCGGGUCGGAAUCGGAUGUCAAGGAGGAGCCCUUGCGGAAGCCCUCGGGUUCAAGGCGGGAAGGCAGCGACGACUUCGGCACGGCCUUCAUGGAUGAGGAUGAGGACGAUCAUGGAGCUGCUCCACCGCAGUUUGCCCGCUAUCUAGCCCAAGAGAUGCAGUCUUCAAAUCACUUCGGAUCUGCCUCCUCAUCGGACGGUAGCGACGAGGAAGAGGAUGAAGGGGGUUGGCUGGCACAGUCGACCUUCAGCCUCGGUGCCCCUCCUAGCGGCCGGCAUGACGAGAACAAUCGAACACCAUUAGAUAGGAACGGAUUUGAGGAUGCAUUUACUCCACAGGGAGGCUAUGAUGAUCCUUUUACAGAAGAGGACGAUGCCUUCGGGCCUUUCUCGGACACUGCUGCUGCCAGCGGCGCAGACCCUUUCACCUUCGCAUCUUCCUUCAGUGAAGAGAUAGAGCAUGCUUCGUUUGAGGACUUCGGUGACUUCGGCGACUUCCAGGCUGCAACCGAGGGCGACGGGGAGCUGACGCCUACCGCGGGCAGCUGGUCGUUCACAAGUAAUUCAAGUGCGAGCUCAGAGCCUGGUGUCCUUGAAGACGGGGCAGGUGGGGAUUCAUCCAAGGAGCGCGCUGAACGGAAAGCCUUUGAGGAACCUCGGACUGCCCUCACUAAUGAUCAACAGACGUUGAAAUCUUCAUGACUUUCGCUUUCCUACCUGUAUCUAUGUAUGUAAUAUCCGUUACCUUGAAGCUCGGCGUGGCCGGUACCCUUUAGACUUCGUCACAAUACCUCUUCGCAGAGCUUAUCUUGCGUUGUGGGUGGACAUAGCCCG
Molecule: messenger RNA, 3316 nt
Organism: Gloeophyllum trabeum ATCC 11539
Lineage: Eukaryota; Fungi; Basidiomycota; Agaricomycetes; Gloeophyllales; Gloeophyllaceae
Product: SAPS-domain-containing protein
Exons: 11
Coding region: 101-3184 (1027 amino acids)
Cellular component (GO): nucleus; cytosol
Molecular function (GO): protein phosphatase regulator activity; protein phosphatase binding
Source: RefSeq, a predicted model, not a curated record